Messenger RNA from Condylostylus longicornis, 903 nucleotides. Its product is annotated as H/ACA ribonucleoprotein complex subunit 1-like. The record is from RefSeq and is a predicted model, not a curated record. Bases 1 to 903 code for a protein of 300 amino acids. Lineage: Eukaryota; Metazoa; Arthropoda; Insecta; Diptera; Dolichopodidae. The transcript is spliced from 2 exons.
AUGCGUGGAUUUAUGGUUCUUUGCUUCAUUGCUGUUGCAUCAGCAGCUCAACUUCCAGGAUACAAUUACCAAGGACCCUCUGGCGCUGCAUCAACCAAUUUUGGUAGUGUUGGUGGCGGUUUCGGUGGUGGUUUUGGUGGCGGCCAUGGUGGUGGUUUCGGUGGUGGUCAUGGUGGUGGUUUUGGUGGUGGCCAUGGAGGAAGUGGUGGUGGUGGUGGUGGAGCUUUCGGUGGAUUCGGUGGCAGUGCUGCUCCAGCUGUAUGGAAUAAGCAAUACUUUAUUCACUCAGCACCAGAAGAUGCGCUCUCUGAUGGCGCUGGCGCAGAUGGAAGUCGCGCAGCUUUAAACAAAAAUUUACGCGUUGUAUUUAUUAAAGCACCAGAAAACAAAGGAUUAGAAAAUGCUGCCUUACAAUUAGCUAAAUCAGCUAGUGAAGAUAAGACUGCUAUCUAUGUAUUGAACAAACAAACUGAUUUGGCUGAACUUCAAAAUAAAUUAUCACAAAUUAGCGACCAUAAUGCUAAUAAACCAGAAGUACACUUCGUUAAAUAUAACACACCAGAAGAAGCUGAACAUGCACAACACACAAUUCAAUCCCAAUAUGAUAGUUUACAAGGACCAACUUCUGUAUCAAAUGAAGGUGUUGCCCCUGUACAAAAUUUUAUUGGAUCAACUGGUGGUUCACGUGGUGGUGCUGGCGGUUUUGGUGGAUUCGGCGGUGGUAAUGGUGGAUUUGGUGGAGGUCAUGGUGGUUUCGGUGGUGGUCAUGGUGGUUUUGGCGGUAGCAGCGGUGGUUUUGGCGGUUUCGGUAGCUCAUCAAAUGUCCGUGGUUCAUUUGCAUCACCCAGUGCCAAUUAUUUACCUCCCAAUCAAAAUUAUUUACCACCCUCUAUCCGUGUCUAA